UAAAUGAGGACAAUGUUCUUUUUGAAUAUCAAUUAAUUUCAUAAAAACUGGAGCUUCACAUUUUGGUGUUUUAAGUGGAAUUCCAUGUUUUGGUGUAUCGAAAAAUGUUCUUUAUGCUGAUGGUAUUACACGAGAGAAAAUUGAAGAGUUAUUAACUGAAAAGGCACCUGGAGAAAAUCAAUAUGUUGAAGUCAUAGGUGAUAGUGGAAAUGUUCUUGGUUUAGCUUAUAAUGUAACUGGAUUUGUAAAGAAUGCCGUUUAUAUUAGUGUUGGACACAAAAUAACAUUAACAACAGCUUGUAAUAUAUUCAAAUCAGUGACUAAAUAUCGUAUUUGUGAACCAAUACGACAAGCUGAUUUACUUAGUCGAGAAAUGGUGACUAAAAUUUCAUAA
Rotaria sp. Silwood2 is the source of this 394-nucleotide messenger RNA. Lineage: Eukaryota; Metazoa; Rotifera; Eurotatoria; Philodinida; Philodinidae. The record is from the annotation of a GenBank genome assembly.